Messenger RNA from Phyllostomus hastatus (greater spear-nosed bat), 5682 nucleotides. It is a transcript of the gene FZD1, whose product is annotated as frizzled class receptor 1. The transcript has a single exon. Gene Ontology annotation, biological process: canonical Wnt signaling pathway; non-canonical Wnt signaling pathway. Bases 463 to 2406 code for a protein of 647 amino acids. The record is from RefSeq and is a predicted model, not a curated record. Gene Ontology annotation, molecular function: Wnt receptor activity; Wnt-protein binding. Gene Ontology annotation, cellular component: plasma membrane. Lineage: Eukaryota; Metazoa; Chordata; Mammalia; Chiroptera; Phyllostomidae.
CGGGGCGCCUGGAAACCGGUCCGAGGGCGCGCGAGGGAGAGGAGAGCUAGUGAGUUGAGGGAUAGACACAAAUGGUCAGGCGGCGGAGAAGGAGGCGGAGGCGUAGGGGGGAGCGGAGGCCGCCGGGUUGCCGAGAGUUGCGCGCUCUAUCGCGCCGCGGCCACUAGCGCGGCGCCGCCAGCCGGGAGCCAGCAAGCCCAGGGCCAGGAAGGCGGGACGCGACCCCGGCGCGCCCGAGCCACCCGGGCUCUCCCCGCCGCCCGCGCUUCAUGAAUCGCAAGUUUCCGCGGCAGCGGCGGCUGCAGGACGCGGAGCGGGAGCCGGAGGAGCGGGUAGAGCGCGGCACAGGCUCGACGGAGGGAACCGGCGCGGAGGAGAUAUCCCCGGACGCAGGGGGAGCCGCCGCCCGCCGCGCCACCUCCAGCCCCAGCCGAGCGGUGCAAAGAAAGGAGCCGAGAAAGUAUGGCUGAGGAGGAGGCGCCUAAAAAGUCCCGGGCCGCCGCCGCUGCUGGCGGGUGCUGGGAACUUUGUGCCGGGUCUCUCCUGGCUGGGCUGGCGGCAGAGGGGAGUUGGGACACUGGCCACCGCCGCCGCUGCCCCCCAGCUGACUCCCGGCGCUUUGCGCGCUGGCUACUGCUGCUGCUUUGGCUACUGGAGGCUCCUCUGCUGCUUGGGGUCCGGGCUCAGGCAGCCGGCCAGGGGCCCGGGCCGGGUCAGCAGCCCCCGCCGCCGCCGCCUCAGCAGCAACAGAGCGGGCAGCAGUACAACGGGGAGCGGGGCAUCUCCAUCCCGGACCACGGCUAUUGCCAGCCCAUCUCCAUCCCGCUGUGCACGGACAUCGCGUACAACCAGACCAUUAUGCCCAACCUGCUGGGCCACACAAACCAGGAGGAUGCGGGCCUUGAGGUGCACCAGUUCUACCCGCUGGUGAAGGUGCAGUGCUCAGCCGAACUCAAGUUCUUCUUGUGCUCCAUGUACGCGCCAGUGUGCACCGUGCUGGAGCAGGCUCUGCCGCCCUGCCGCUCCCUCUGCGAGCGCGCGCGCCAGGGCUGCGAGGCGCUCAUGAACAAGUUUGGCUUUCAGUGGCCCGACACGCUCAAGUGCGAGAAGUUCCCGGUGCACGGCGCCGGCGAGCUGUGCGUGGGCCAGAACACCUCGGACAAGGGCACUCCGACACCCUCCCUGCUGCCGGAGUUCUGGACCAGCAACCCCCAGCACGGCGGCGGGGGACACCGCGGAGGCGGCUUCCCGGGGGGCGCUGGAGCAUCGGAGAGAGGCAAAUUCUCCUGCCCGCGCGCCCUCAAGGUGCCUUCCUACCUCAAUUACCACUUCCUGGGGGAGAAGGACUGCGGCGCGCCCUGUGAGCCGACCAAGGUAUACGGGCUCAUGUACUUUGGGCCCGAAGAGCUGCGCUUCUCGCGCACCUGGAUCGGCAUCUGGUCAGUGCUGUGCUGCGCCUCCACGCUCUUCACCGUGCUCACGUACUUGGUGGACAUGCGGCGCUUCAGCUAUCCGGAGCGGCCCAUCAUCUUUUUGUCGGGCUGUUACACGGCCGUGGCCGUGGCCUACAUCGCCGGCUUCCUGCUGGAGGACCGGGUGGUGUGUAACGACAAGUUCUCCGAGGAUGGGGCGCGCACAGUGGCGCAGGGCACCAAGAAAGAAGGCUGCACCAUCCUCUUCAUGAUGCUUUACUUCUUCAGCAUGGCCAGCUCCAUCUGGUGGGUGAUCCUGUCGCUUACCUGGUUCCUGGCGGCCGGCAUGAAGUGGGGCCACGAAGCCAUCGAGGCUAACUCGCAGUAUUUUCACUUGGCUGCCUGGGCUGUGCCGGCAAUAAAGACCAUCACCAUUCUGGCGCUGGGCCAGGUGGAUGGCGACGUGCUCAGCGGGGUGUGCUUCGUGGGGCUUAACAACGUGGACGCGCUGCGUGGCUUCGUCCUGGCGCCUCUCUUCGUGUACCUGUUCAUCGGUACGUCCUUUCUGCUGGCCGGCUUCGUGUCACUCUUUCGCAUUCGCACCAUCAUGAAGCAUGAUGGCACCAAGACCGAGAAGCUGGAGAAGCUCAUGGUGCGCAUCGGCGUCUUCAGCGUGCUUUACACCGUGCCAGCCACCAUAGUCAUUGCCUGCUACUUCUACGAGCAGGCCUUCCGGGACCAGUGGGAGCGCAGCUGGGUGGCCCAGAGCUGCAAGACCUACGCCAUCCCCUGUCCCCACCUCCAGGCCGGUGGAGGGGCUCCACCACACCCGCCCAUGAGCCCCGACUUCACAGUCUUCAUGAUCAAGUAUCUUAUGACGCUGAUCGUGGGCAUCACGUCCGGCUUCUGGAUCUGGUCCGGCAAGACCCUUAACUCCUGGAGGAAGUUCUACACCAGACUCACCAACAGCAAACAGGGGGAGACCACCGUCUGAGACCUGGGGGGCUUGCUCAGCCCAUUCCCAGCCCUCAGCCCGUCCCCAGCUACCCGAAAACCUUCCCCCAUGGAAUGCUGACCAAGCCUGGCUACUACAGGCUUCCUCACUAGACACUUUCGCAGGCUUCUUUUAACAGCGUAACUCCUGCAAAAGCUUCCGUCCCUGGGGGCAAACGGACUUGAGGGCCCAAUUUCUUGAGGGGGGGAUGGACCGACCUCUCUCGCUGGUACCAGCACUGUAUGCUUUUAUGAUUGUAAAUAGCCUGUGUAAGAUUUUUGUAAGUAUAUUUGUAUUUAAAUGACUGAUCUUGCGUUUUCUUUUCCUUUCCUUUUUUUUUCUUGAUUUAACUUGAAUUAUUUAGGGCGGUCUAACCAUUUGAGGCUUUCCCUUCUUUCUCUUUGUGGAGUACUGCCGAGACCCGCGGAGCGCACCCGCUGGGUGCUCCCGGGCCCCCGCUGGGUGCUCCCAGCGCCCCUCCCUGCAGCGCUGGGGUGGUACGUCUGGGACUGCGCUGUUCGGGUCACUUCCCACCUCCUCUUUCUGCUCCCUCCCUUCCCCUUCUUGCUAGAGUUUGGAGAUCUUAAGGUCCUGACCGUUCAAGCUUUCGAGUCUGCCUUUGUUCGGGGCCCAGAUUUGUCCCUUUGACUUGCCGAAGCUGAUUUUUUCACUGUCGAGAACCUUACCCCUAGCUUCUAGGAGGCUGGUGGUUUGCGGUCACCGAAAGUCCCAGACUCCCGCCCUCCGCGCUGGCCUCCAAAGCCCAGACACUCCCUCCUUCCACCUAAGUCGGUUAGAGGGUGAGUGGGAUAAGCAAUGCCAAACUUUUUAAAGUCUGAUUUUUGGUGGAUGAGCUCAUUUCAUUCUCUAGCGUCUAAAACCUGGUAUGAGUUUGGCCAGCGUCAUGGAAAGAUGUAGUUACUGAGAUUUGGGAAGAGGCACGAAGCUUUGUGUGGGUUGGAAGAGACUGAAGAUGGGGGUUAUAAAAUGUUCAUUCUAAUUGUACACCGAUGCCUGGCAACUUGCCUUCAGGACUGAGUCCGCGUUUAGAUUUUAGCGUUCUGUAAAAUGGAAACGUUAAGGUCACCUACAAAGCUUUGUCAAGGAGUUGAUCUUUGCCCUCCUUUACAGAACAGCAAAACGUAAACUAAAUAUGAAAACUUGAAGGAGAUUUCAGUGUAAAUGGGCUUCCUCAAAAUGCAGUGGUACUUUACGAUUUUUUAGUGAAAUAAUAAUUAGACAUAUAUCAGAAACUUUAAAAUGUAAAAGUUGUAUUUUCAACGUAUUACGAUUCUUACUCGGCAACAUCUUCUGAGGGAGGACUAAUCCACAUCAUUAGUAACAACCUGGUAAAGGAGGUGGAAUAAUGGAUGGGAUUAGCUCCUGAAAUAAACAAAAUAUGGGCAUACAUGCUCAAAUGUCAGCAGGUCUGCUGCAUCAAACCCUGUGCACUCCUUUUUUGGAUAUACAGAAAUGUAUCCAAUGUAAAUCUUUCAAAGCCAUUUUAAAAUCUUCACUUUAGCUCUCUGUGAAAAAGACAAGAAAAGCAAUCCUCCUGGUUGUAUUGUAAACUUUAAGAGUUUAUCAAAAUGCCGGUACCUAGGACCUAAAUUUAUCUAUGUCUGUCAUACCCUAAAAUGACAAUGGUCUUUGAAUUUGGUAUGCAUUUAUUCUGUUCACUAUCACAAAAUCAUUUAUAUUUAUAGAGGAAUAGAAGUUUAUAUAUAUAUAUAAUACCAUAUUUUUAAUUUCGCAAAUAAAAAAAUCAAAGUUUUGUACAAAAUUAUAUGGUUUUUGUGCCUGAAAAUAAUAGAGUUGAAACUGUCCAAAGUAUGAACUAUCUUUAUAUUUUAUAGUGUCUAGUGGCCAGUCUCACCAUAUAUAAAUUCAGGAAUUCAAUGAAAAAGCCUGUCUUUAAACCUCCAUGCCAUCUUUCUGAGCAGUUAUCCUAUUUGCAUUGUGAUUGACAUUGUGAACUCCCUAGGAAAGAUAUGCAUUCAUGAUAGUAACUAUAAAAUAGAAGUUUGAAAAUUAUUUCUUUACUCAAAGAAGAGUAUUAAAGAGAAAACUCUAAUUUUAAUACUAAAGCUUUUUUUCUUUCAACGGGGAAAUUUACAUGACUUUUUAUAAUAUGGAGGUUUAUUUUUAAAUCAUCAGCCAUCCUCUUUAUCACAAUUUUUAUGAAGUAUUAUCUUAUAUUUUCCAUAAUCUUGGAUAUUCUAAAACCAUACAUAGGUAUUCAGUAAAUGGUUAACUGACUGUGUUUAUAAGCAUUUUAAACAGCACUUGGGUAUAUAAGACUGUUUUGUUGUUUGCUUCUGAGGACUCCAUUUUUAUAUUGUUCAAGGAACCUUCUCCAGAGGCAAUAUCUAGUUGAUCUACUCUCAGUCAGAAUUUAUGUAUAUAAAUACAUAUAAAUAUAUAAUAUGUGUAUACACAAAUACGUAUAUACAUAUAUGUACACAUUAAUUUUUAAAAAAAUAGAGAUGCAAAGUUUACUUAUACACUUUAAAAUAUGGAAAUAAGGUUAUAAGAAGUGGAAAAUACCAGAUAGAAAACCUCAAAUACCUUUGAAAAACAAGUCUCUUAUUUCUUUACAGUCUAAAAAUAUCUUGAUUACAUUUUCCAUGAAAACACUUCGUGGUAAAAUGACAAGGGGCUAAAAUGACCAUUGAUACAAUAGAGUUACUUUCAUGGUUAUAAGGUAAUAGUCUAUAAGUCAUUGUUAUUUAUUUUAAGGCAUAUUCAAAACGUAAAUCUAAUUGAAAACAUAGCAUUCAGUUUUAAGUGCCAAGAUGCAGUUUCAUGUUUUGUUCUUUGUUACAUUAAUCUACUAUAGUAGAUAGAUGAGAAGGUUUUAUCACAUAGACACACAAAAAAUAGCAAUUCUUACAACAAAUUAAAACAUGUCUCCUCACAAGAUAAUUCAAUCAGAUAAUAUCUGGGGGGAAAAUUUAAGAUUAUUAUUCUCUAUCCAAGGAAUAAAUAUAAAGCAUUCUUAUUGUAUGUGUCCUUAAUGUUAUGUAACUAUAAAUUUGAUGCAGAAAAAUUUGAUAAUGCUGGAAUUAAAUACCUUUAAAAGAUAUUUAAGUCGACACCAGGCUUUGUGUUUAGGAAACAACUAAUUUAAAGUUAUGUAGAAUAUAGAAAGCCAGUGUAUUAAUUUGUUUCUUUAAAUACUGGUGGCAAAAUAAGACUUUCCUGGAAAAUUGUAAAGCUGCUGGGAAUAUGGUUCCAUUAACAUGCUGUUUCCAUGAUAAACCUAUUUUCAGAUGA